AUUUUUCUCCAUCGGAAGACCAAGAAGAACGCAAGCAGUCCGCUUUCUUCUAAAUAUGAAUCGAAACUUUUAUCGACAGAGCCGUUUAAGAUAUCUACUCGAAGAAACAUCUUGUCCCCGGCUAAAGUGUUUGUGCUUGGUAUUUUUAAACCGUCCUCAACUUUGCAUUGGUAUCUCGGCGUAUGGCACCAUAGGUUUCCUCAGGAAGUGGUAUGGGUUGCGAAUAGAGACAGCCCACUUGGAUAACAACCUCGUCCUCCUUGAUCAACACGGUACCCGUGUCUGGUGGACCAAUGUGACCAGCACAAAUCUCAUGAAAUCGCUAGUGACUGGAGAGCUUCUCGACAGCGGAAACUUUGUAUUGAGAUACAUCAACAACGACGGAGUUUUGUGGCAGAGCUUUGAUUUUCCGACAGAUGUUUUAGUCUCCGGUAUGAAAUUUGGCUGGGAUGCCAAAUCAAACAUAAACAGAGUUUUGAAAUCUUGGAGAAGCCUUAGUGAUCCUUCUCCCGGGGAAUACACAUACGGAGUUGAACGUCAUGAGCUCGCGCAAAGUUUCAUUCGGAAGAAAGGUGUGCCAACAUUCCGGAGUGACCCAUGGAAGACAAAAAAUGACGUAGAAUAUGAAAGUGGAAAUUUAACCUACACGACAUACCGCAUUACCGUGACCAAAGAGGAGGCCACCUAUUUCUUCAGUAUCACCAAUGAAUCCUUCUUCUCAAUAUUGAGAAUGUCUUAUAGCGGCGUGUUGAAGAGGUCUACGUGGAUUCCAAAACCACAACAAAUGUGGAAACGAUUGGAUAGUCUUUUACCACGUGAUACAUGCGGUUUAUACAAUAAAUGUGGAGCUUAUGGUCUGUGUGACACAAACACAUCACCAAACUGUGUUUGCAUCCAUGGGUUGAACUGCUCUAGGGAUGGGUUUGAGCAGCUCAGGACAAUGAAGUUGCCUGAUAUUACAAAGUCUAUUGUGGACAGGAGUAUUGGGUUGGAGGAAUGCCAUGGCAAGUGCAUUGGGAAUUGUAAUUGCACUGCGUAUGCUAACACGGACAUGCAAAACGGUGGAUCAGGUUGUGUGAUUUGGGUGGAAGAAAUCCUCGAUCUCCGGAAGAACGCGAUUGCUGGUCAAGAUCUUUUUGUCAGAUUGGCAGCCACUGAUAUCUGGGGUUUACAAUGUGCACCCAUGGAGCUUGAACAUAUUGUCAAUGCCACAGAAAAGUUUUCUGAUUGUAACAAGAUAGGACAAGGUGGUUUCGGUAUUGUGUACAAGAUAUGGAGGCACUGGAAGGAAGGAAAAGGGCUCGAGAUCGUAGAUCCGGUAAUCGUUGAUUCAUCGUCAACAUUUCGACCACAUGAGGUUCUAAGAUGCAUUCAAAUUGGACUCUUGUGUGUUCAAGAUUCUGCAGAGGAUAGACCGGCAAUGUCGUCUGUGAUUUUGAUGCUUACAAGCGAGAAAACAGAGAUGAAUCAGCCUGAACGGCCUGGUUCUCUCUUCAGUAGAAGUCGUUUUGAGAUUGGUUCCUCAUCUUCAAAACAGCAAAACGAAGAAAAUUGGACGGUGCCCGAUGUAACCAACUCGACCCUUAGUGGUCGGUAAUGCCGUUUUAAAAAAAAUAAAAUAAUAAAUGAUGUAUUUAAGU
This is a messenger RNA of Arabidopsis arenosa, 1640 nucleotides long. The record is from the annotation of a GenBank genome assembly. Lineage: Eukaryota; Viridiplantae; Streptophyta; Magnoliopsida; Brassicales; Brassicaceae.